CCCAGCCGGGGAGGAGUCGGGCCCCGCCCGCCGCAGCCCGGGGCUCCUGCGUCCCGAGUGCGCGGCGGCCGGACCGGGCGGGCGAGCGGGCGGGCGGAGCCGGGCCCGCGGGGCUGCUGCGGGGCGAUCCCGCGCCAUGGACUACUGUGCCCAGCCUGAGUUCCAGCCUCACUGAGUGGCCACUCCCAAAGCACUUCCGGCCGAGGAAGCCCCCAGCACUGACCAUGUCUAUUAUGGACCACAGCCCCACCACGGGCGUGGUCACAGUCAUCGUCAUCCUCAUUGCCAUCGCAGCCCUGGGGGCCUUGAUCCUGGGCUGCUGGUGCUACCUGCGGCUGCAGCGCAUCAGCCAGUCGGAGGACGAGGAGAGCAUCGUGGGGGAUGGGGAAACCAAGGAGCCCUUCCUGCUGGUGCAGUACUCGGCCAAAGGACCGUGCGUGGAGAGAAAGGCCAAGCUGAUGACUACCAAUGGCCCGGAAGUCCAUGGCUGAGCCAGGAUGGGAGGCUCCUGGUCCUGUCUGCAGCCAGCCGAGAGGCGCUGGGAGGGGCAAAACCACACGGACGUGCUGCUGACUGAGAGGAAGGGCUGACACUUGCUGGCAUGGCCUCUGCAGGCUUCGUCAUCGCAUGCACUGACGCCCCAAGGCCCAGCUGUCCUGGGCUUCCCCUCAGCCUCCGGGUGAGGCUGCCCAUUGCAGGCAGUGGGCAGGCCUGACCUUGCUGGGGCUCACAGCCCCGUAGCGCUUUUGUUACUUGAAUGUUUAGCUGAGCCUGUUUUUGAUGGAGCUACUACUGUAAUGCGUGAACUAACAAACCUGUGAACUGUAAAUAGGCCUCCGGAAGCACGUGCUUAAGCCCUUUUGCUGAUUUUUUAAAAUAUCAUCUAGUGCACACGGGACUGGUUUGAUUCUGGUUGUACUCAUGACAAGCUGAGUCAAGACCCUGAAGGGUCAUAGGCUUGUAAAGGCCCAUGCUGCACUCAGCAGGGGUCCCAGGUGUGUUCAUCUUGUCUGUAUUUCAAGGAAGUGAGAUGCCAGUUUGGGCCUGGUGGUAAAGGCUGUGGCCAAUCAUUUGGGGUGCUUGGGUGAUUUCUGCUUGGUUAGUCAUGGGUGGAAGAGGAACCACACCCCCCACAUCCUGUUCCUUCUCCAGAUAGACUCCCAUGUUAAAUAGCAGUUCCUGUUGAGAUUGGAGUUACUGCAGGGAAGCUACUGGACCUGCCUGGGAGCCAUUGAAGGGCGAGUCAGGGCAAGAGUCCCGGAGGCUGCCAGCAUCCUUGUAGCAGAGCAGUUUCUCACCCUUUUGGUCUUCAGCAUGCUGAGUCCCCCGCAACCCCCUGCAGUGCAGGCUUCGCUGAAAUUGCUUUGAUCCUCAUAGAAACACCAGAGCCUGUGGUGGCUGCUUUUGGUCUGAAACCCAGUUGGCCCAGGAAGGAGAAAGUUCUAUGUUUUGUGUUGGUGUUUCCUAGUUUCUGCACUGGAGGGGGAGGGGACUGUUGAAGUUCUGUCUUUUUUCUUCUUUCCCUCUUCCCUUUUCACACCAGUGGGCUUCCUCUCCUCUGAUAACCACCUGCCUGCAGGGUCCUGACUCCGCUGUCCUCAGUGGGUCUCCCGUCUCCUGACCCAGCUUUGAAGGCACUGAGGACCCGGGGAACACCACUUCUCACAUGCACAUUGCCACAGGAGCCACCAGACUGCUUCCUGCCAGCCUGUGCUUGCAGCAAGGGGCAGGGCAGAGGUGAAUGCUGAGUUCAGGACUUGACUCUCCCACAGGUGGUGAGUUGGUGGCUUUCAGGUGAGCUAGCAUCUCCAAGGUCUCCCCUGUGUACACUUCAGUGAGCUCACUUUGAUUUUUAAUCCCACCACCGUAAGCACACAGUAAUUUUAUUUAUGAUUCAAAUGUGACUCAUGCCUGCCAUCCUUGGAAGGCCAGCCCCGGCUUAACCACAGAACGCUGGCCCUUAAUGCCUGAGCUCAGAGCUCUGGCCUCCUGCUCAGGCUAGAGGAACCUCCUCUGGACUCACCCAAGACUCUUCUAAAAAGCGUGUUGAAUGAAUCCACAUUCUGGAACCUCGAGGGAGGAGAAGUAGGGAGCCCUUUUAAGCAGCAUACACCUAAAUUGGGAGGGUUAAACAUUAAGUAGUAGCUUGGGGUGGGCAGAGGGAUGGCUGGCGGGGCCAUCUGAGCAGAAGGUAGUAAUGAAACACCUCAGCUGGGCUCUUGAGAGCCCUUAGGAAGAAGAGGCAACACCUUUAUCCACUGACGUCAUGGACAAGCUCAGAAGAAGUGGUGGUGGGGCAGGUGUGAUGUCUGCAGAGGCCCUGCAGGCUGGGUGGGCAGGACAUGUGGCGGGGGCCACUGAAACCAGGCCUAGGAGGGAGAACAGAAGUUCCAAAGGUGGAAGAUGGGGGAGAAGGUUUGCUUUGGUAAAUGAGGAAAGGCAGAGGCGGGCAUGUGACCCAUCCCCUCAUGUUUCAGAACUUCCAGGCUUUCUACCUCGACUCUCAGCACAGCCAGCACAUACCCUAGGCUGUUUUUCCUUCCUCCACACCCGAGGGACACAGGAGCAGCUAGGAUCUGCAUUUUCAGGUUCCGAGCCUGACCCCUGAACUGACCAGUGCUCGAUUAUCAGACUUGACCUGUGGUUUUGACCUUGUCAGUGAAGUCUCGGUUUUGAAGUGAUUAAGCAUCACUUUCUCAUCAGUUUCACUUCUGGAAGCUUUCUUAUCCCACUCCCCGGUGCCAGGAACGUACUUGGGAGUUUGAAUCAGGCCCAUUUGAGCAUGGUAGCUGUGUUGGGUGAAGGUCAGAGACUAAGUGAGGCACUGGGGGAGAGGGGGUCUUCGGGAGGAAAAUGAAAAUGCCUGUAGAACUAGUGAACCACAUCAUAGCGCUCACUGUUCUUAGUGUUUUCAGUAGCUACUUUUUGUUAGCAUAGACACCAGAGCCACUCUCUCAAAUGGCUUAGUAGGUUAUGACCUCUCUUGGAAUUCUUUCUGAAUGAAUGCCCAACUGUUGCAUUCAAGUUUUCUGACUAAUCAAGAAAUUAAGCGUUCAUCCUUUGUAUCACUGCAGAAGCAACAGUAGGGGGACAGGGAGGGAACUUUUGACACUGAGCCACUAAAAUAUGGACUAAUUUUUUGGACGAAUAUUCAAAUGGACUAUGCUACUGUUUUUGUCUCAAAGCUACCAAGUUUGUGCAAUAAGUGGAAGGGAUGUCAUCCCUCUUCAAUAAAUGCUGAAUGACAUUCAAGUUGAUUUUCUAGACCACUGAGAAAAUCUUUAUUUACAAUAAAUUUCAAUAAAAUUUGCAUAAAU
This is a messenger RNA of Saimiri boliviensis boliviensis (Bolivian squirrel monkey), 3317 nucleotides long. RefSeq names its product stannin (gene SNN). The record is from RefSeq and is a predicted model, not a curated record. Gene Ontology annotation, cellular component: mitochondrial outer membrane. Lineage: Eukaryota; Metazoa; Chordata; Mammalia; Primates; Cebidae.